Messenger RNA from Aaosphaeria arxii CBS 175.79, 297 nucleotides. RefSeq lists its product as uncharacterized. The transcript is spliced from 4 exons. NCBI's taxonomy places the organism in Eukaryota, Fungi, Ascomycota, Dothideomycetes, Pleosporales. Bases 1 to 297 code for a protein of 98 amino acids. The record is from RefSeq and is a predicted model, not a curated record.
AUGUCCGACCAACCGUCCCAAAACCAACAAAAGGGCUUCUUCAGCACCGCAGCCGGCGGCAUCGGAAACACCCUAGGCACCGCAACCGACACGCUAGGAAAAGGCCUCUCGGGCGCCACCGACACGCUCGGCAACACCGUGUCUGGCCUUGGAAAGGGUGUCGGGGACACUGUUACCGGUGUCACGGGGGGUUUGGGGGAUACGACGAAAGCGGCGGGGAAUGCGGUUUCGGGAACGACGAAGGCGGGGGGCGAGGCGGUGGGGUUGAAGAGGGAGGAUCCGAAUGUGCCGCAGUAG